Molecule: messenger RNA, 1453 nt
Organism: Solanum dulcamara
Lineage: Eukaryota; Viridiplantae; Streptophyta; Magnoliopsida; Solanales; Solanaceae
Product: lecithin-cholesterol acyltransferase-like 1
Exons: 2
Coding region: 119-1414 (431 amino acids)
Biological process (GO): lipid metabolic process
Source: RefSeq, a predicted model, not a curated record
UACCACAAAAAUAAGGAACAAAGUUUCUCCAUAUCCUUAUCCAAUCACAAAACUAAUUACACCAAUGGCCUUGGACAUCUUCCUUCCUCUUUGUCCAUUGACAUUUUUGUAAUUAGCCAUGAAAAUCCUAAGCAUAUUCAUAAUGUCUAUAAUGUUGUACACUAAUUGCCAAGCAAUUAGUACUAACCUCCACCCUCUAAUCUUGAUACCAGGAGCUGGUGGAAACCAAUUAGAAGCUAGGUUAACUUCAAAGUACAAGUCUACAAGCUUGUUGUGCAACAAAUGGUAUCCGCUAAAAAAAGAUAGUGAAGGUUGGUUUAGGAUAUGGUUUGAUCCAAGUGUACUUUUGUCACCCUUUACAAAGUGCUUUAAUCAAAGGAUGAAGCUUUAUUAUCAAACACAUUUAGAUGAUUAUUAUGAUGCUCCUGGUGUUCAAACUAGGAUUACACAUUUUGGUUCUACUAAGCCCCUUCUUUAUCUUGAUCCUUAUCUACAGAAAAUUACAGCAUAUAUGGAGCCACUUGUGAAGGCUUUGGAAGAACUAGGCUAUAGAGAUGGAGAAAAUCUGUUUGGAGCACCAUACGAUUUUCGUUAUGGUUUAGCUGCAGAAGGUCAUCCUAGUCGUGUUGGUUCGAAAUUUCUCAAGGACCUAAAAGGACUUAUAGAAAAUGCAAGCAAUUCAAAUGGAGGUAAACCUGUUAUUCUUGUUUCGCACAGCUUAGGAGGUUUAUAUGUCCAUCAACUACUCGUUCGGAAUCUGAAAUCCUGGAGCCAAAAAUACAUCAAACACUUUAUAGCAUUGUCCACACCAUGGGGAGGAACAGUUGUGCAAAUGCUCACUUUUGCUUCUGGUUACACACUUGGAUUGCCUUUAGUUAAUCCAUUAUUAGUAAGGGAAGAACAGAGAAGUUCUGAAAGUAACAUGUGGCUUUUGCCUUCUCCAAAAGUGUUUACCUCCAAAACACCACUUGUUGUUACCCCAAAUGUUGGAUACUCAGCUCAUGAUAUCCCGAAAUUCCUAAAGGAUAUUGGGUUUUCUCAAGGGGUUAUGCCUUACACAUCGCGUAUUCUUCCCUUGGUUGACAAUUUUUCAUCUAGUACUUUCCCUGAUGAUCAAGUGCCUAUCACUUGUAUAAUUGGUUGUGGGAUUAAGACUCCAGAGACAUUAUUGUAUGGAUCAGAUGGCGAUUUUGAUAAGAGGCCUGAGAUUGUGUAUGGGGACGGAGAUGGAACGGUUAAUAUGGUAAGCUUGUUGAGUCUUGAAUCAAAUAAGAGUACUCACCAACACCUUGAAGUCCUUAAGUUACAAGGAGUUUCACAUACAGGUACACUAACAGAUGAAGUUGCACUUGAGAAAAUAGUUGAAAAGAUUUCUUGUAUUAACUCUGACAUUUCACUAGUUUCAAAAGCUUGAUGACGAUUCAUUAUAUAUAUAUAUUUCUUAUUGUAUUUA